Messenger RNA from Sinocyclocheilus rhinocerous, 1731 nucleotides. RefSeq names its product sialidase-4-like. The transcript is spliced from 3 exons. Gene Ontology annotation, molecular function: exo-alpha-sialidase activity. Lineage: Eukaryota; Metazoa; Chordata; Actinopteri; Cypriniformes; Cyprinidae. The record is from RefSeq and is a predicted model, not a curated record. Gene Ontology annotation, biological process: ganglioside catabolic process; oligosaccharide catabolic process. Gene Ontology annotation, cellular component: intracellular membrane-bounded organelle; cytoplasm; membrane. Bases 402 to 1544 code for a protein of 380 amino acids.
CGCGUUAAUUCGAAUGGUUUGUUUUCCCCCACGGCAUAAACGGUUAUGACGUUUUUGUGGGCGUUCCCAGCAAUGCCGAACAACUUUGAAAAGUAAACAAAUCAUUUAAAAACUGGAUAUUUGCAGAAAUAGCAUUUUAAUAAACACCUUGAGCGAACAAAUUGGUGUUUCAAACCUUAUAGACAUUCAUUUAAAAAUAAAAAAGCAGCUAUUUCGUGGACUGACCCAUAAGCUGUAACGUUAACUAAAAACAGGUGUUACAUCUGGCCGAUUACUCUUGCUGUCGCAGCAAAACAAGAGUCCGCGUGUGCUUACUUUGUGGUGGAGGCCAGUGGUUAAGUAGCCUGCAGCGCACUUUCACUUUUGGAGCAGAAAAUAACACUUUUGAUUUAAAUUUAACAAUGGACAAAACUCAUCCAGGAAGCAAAUCAAGACCCUUUCCAGUAACAACAUUAUUCAAACAGGAGCCUCAGAAAUCUGAUAAAAUGCAGGUGACAUACAGAAUUCCAGCUCUCAUCUAUAUCAGUGACAAUCAAACGUUUCUUGCCUUUGCUGAAAAGCGGAAAACUGCAGAUGACACGGAUGCAGAUGUCCUUGUGAUGAGAAAAGGAAUAUGUAAGGAUAGUGAAGUUGAGUGGGAUAAUAGUCAUGAGUUGCUCACUUCGGCUUGUCAACCAAACCGCCGCAGCAUGAAUCCAUGUCCAGUCUAUGAGAGAGAAUCCAAGACCCUCUUUCUGUUUUUUAUCACUGUUCCUGUUGGGGUCUCUGAACACAAACAAAUACACAAGAAUAAGAAUCAGGCACGACUUUGUUACAUAACCAGUCAUGACACUGGCAAAACCUGGAGUGAUAUGACAGACCUGACAGCAGAUGUGAUCGGUGAGCAGGAGAAGGACUGGGCCACCUUUGCUGUCGGACCAGGACAUGGUGUUCAAAUGAAGAGCGGAAGACUGAUUAUCCCAGCAUAUGUGUAUCCUUGCCACUCUCUCAACUGUGAACCCACAUCGCGUGCAUUCACAUUCUACAGUGAUGAUAAAGGAAGUACUUGGCAUUUAGGAAAACGUGUGGAUGGUGAGUCUAAUGAGUGUCAAAUGGCUGAGAUCAUUGAUGACAAAGGUAACAGUAAACUUUACUGCAAUGCUCGAAGUAUAUCCGGCCACAGAGUCGAGGCUCUAAGUGAGAGUAAUGGAGAUGCUUUUGACAAGCCUUCAUCUGCACGUAAGCUGACAGAGACAGGACAUGGCUGCCAAGGAAGUGUGUUGAGUUUUGCCCCUGAUCGAGCAACUGAAAAAACAUGGCUACUCUAUUGCCAUCCAACCAAUCCAAGCAAGAGAAUGUGCCUUGCCGUCUACUUGAAUAAAUCGCCGUGGGAUGCCUCAGGAUGGGAGGACCGUAAAUUGAUCAUCUACGAUGGUCCAAGUGGAUACUCCGAUCUGGCUCACUGUGGAGAUGGAAAACACUUUGCCUGUCUUCUGGAAUGUGGAGAGAUAAAUGAGGUUGACGGGAUAGCCUUUGUCCUUUUUAAACUCAGUGACGUCAUUUAGGCCAGGGUUGCUAAAUGAGACUGCAAAAGUCAACAUUUUCUUUUCGUUUGGCAAAUUAUUAAUUUACUGCUAAAAAUAAUGGACAAGUACUCACAAAAUUGAUAUUAAGCAUAUUUAAAUCAUCAAAAUAUGAAGAUCAUACACUACCAUUCAAAGCUUUUUUUUAAACCGCAUAAACACAUUUCAU